This is a messenger RNA of Elgaria multicarinata webbii, 3436 nucleotides long. It is a transcript of the gene SCML2, whose product is annotated as Scm polycomb group protein like 2. The coding region runs from base 81 to 2276 and encodes 731 amino acids. Gene Ontology annotation, cellular component: nucleus. The record is from RefSeq and is a predicted model, not a curated record. Gene Ontology annotation, biological process: negative regulation of DNA-templated transcription. The transcript is spliced from 14 exons. Lineage: Eukaryota; Metazoa; Chordata; Lepidosauria; Squamata; Anguidae. Gene Ontology annotation, molecular function: histone binding; chromatin binding.
GGUUGCACUAAAAAAGAAGAGUGAACUUCUCUUGCAACAUUUGUGUUUUUAUUGUGAAAAGGAGGACCAGACAUUUUACCAUGGGGAAAACAGCAGCUAAAGAUUCUAAGAGUAUUAAAAAAGAAAGACAUGGGAACAGUAAUCUGUCAAGCAACCAAUUGUUACAUAAUGAAUAUUUUAACUGGGAUAACUACUUGAAAGAGACCGGAUCCGUAGCUGCUCCCUCACAUUGUUUCAGACAGUCUAGGAUUCCACCUAGCAAUGAUUUCAAAGUGGGGAUGAAAUUGGAAGCUCAUGACCCUCGCAAUGUUACCUCAGUGUGUAUAGCUACCGUUAUUGGAAUCACAGGUGCCAGAUUAAGGUUGCGGCUUGAUGGAAGUGACAACAAAAAUGACUUUUGGAGGCUGGUGGAUUCAUCUGACAUACAGCAAAUUGGAAACUGUGAGAAGAAAGGAGGGAUGCUUCAGCCUCCACUAGGUUUCCAGAUGAAUGCAUCUUCUUGGCCAAUGUUCCUCCUAAGAACACUAAAUGGGGCUGAAAUGGCACCUGCAGCAUUCUUUAAGAAAGAACCUCCAAAGCCUUCUCCAAACUGUUUUAAAGUUGGAAUGAAGCUAGAAGCGAUAGACAGGAAAAACCCUUAUUUAAUAUGUCCUGCAACCAUUGGUGGUGUUAAAGGAGACGAAGUUUUUAUUACCUUUGACGGCUGGCGAGGGGCAUUUGACUAUUGGUGUAAAUAUGAUUCUCGGGAUAUCUUUCCAGUUGGCUGGUGCGACUUAACAGGAGAUGCUCUACAACCACCAGGGAACAGUGUUUCCAGUACAAAGAGCAAUACAAAAGCCCAGACUUCCCCAUCCAAAGUGACGCGGCGCUCAAUGCAGUCUCCACAGAAAUCCUCUCCUCCAGCUCCUGCUGCUGCACCAAGAGGCAGGAAACCUGGCCGUGGAAAACCAUCAGCUCCAUCUGCAGUACUUAGGAAAGGCAGGUCCCCCAAAAAUACUCCUGUGGCCAAAAACACAUCUCAUAAGGAAAAUCUCAAAACAAGGAAAAAAGGCUUAAAACCAGGAAGGAAGAAAAAAGUCUUACCAGUGCAAUCUCCAGUGUUUUCUCCUACCCUUACUUCUACAAAAGUGGACAACGGUAACCCUCAGAUACACAAGGAUGGGCCUAGCAUUGCUGGUGCAAUGGCAGCUGUCAUUUCAACAGUUUGUGUCUAUGUUAACAAACAUGGAAACUCUGGGCCACAUCUGGAUAAAAAGAAGGUUCAGCAGCUUCCUGAUCAUUUUGGACCAGGUCCUGUGAACGUGGUGCUUCAGCAGGCUGUGCAAGCCUGCGUGGACUGUGCCUAUCAAUCCAAAACUGUCUUUGGAUUUCUAAAGUCGGGGCAUCAUGCAGGAGAGAUGAUCACUGCUUCCUUUGAUGGGGGGAAGCACGCCAUCAGUCUUCCUUCUGUAAACAGUGCAUCGUUUGUCCUGCGCUUCUUGGAGAAACUCUGCCACAGCCUCCAGUGUGAUAAUCUUUUUAGUAGCCAGCCCUUUAGUCCUUACAUGGGAAGUGCACAUAGUCCUACGGAAUACGAUAGAAACAAGCCAGCAAAAGAAGAAAUUUCAGAUAACAGAAGUACAAAGCGGUAUUCUAAGGAUUCACCACCCUACACUGCCCCUCUGUCCCCUAAACUCCCAAGAACUGAAGCCCAUCCAUCAGAAGCAGAAACCCUGCCGAGUGAAGAAAAUGGCACCCCCAAAGAACACAGGUUUUCUGAGGAGUCAAUGGAUUCUGCACUUAAUUCAGUCAAUCCUUCAAGCCCUACCUGCCGGAAUUCCACUGAAUAUAGAACCUCAGGGAGUGUAGCCUAUUACAGGAAUUCUCUUCCACCAGUGACUGCUACCUCAAACACAGCAUCAAUCCUACGGAGACUAUCAUCAAGUUCUGCUGGGAACAGCAGUUACUAUGAAGUCAACAGGAACAGACUGCAAAGGAGGAUUGAAGCUGCAAGCUCUACAACAGGACCUGACCUCAGUGCAUUAAAACGGGAGCCUUCCCGCCCACACAAUAAGGACCCUACUACAUGGUCCAUAGAUGAAGUGAUGCGAUUUGUGAAAGAAGCUGAUCCUCAAGCACUAGCACCCCAUGCAGAACUCUUCAGAAGACAUGAAAUUGAUGGAAAAGCUCUGCUGUUACUGAGGAGUGAUAUGAUAAUGAAAUAUAUGGGGUUAAAGCUGGGGCCAGCAUUAAAGCUGUGCUACCACAUCGAGAGACUUAAACAAGGGAAGUUCUAGGCAGUGGAUGCACAAUCACAAGGUUACACGUUUAGCGGACAGCUUCUCAGGUUCACAAAGAAGAGGGGCACAAUAUAGCAGGAACCUUGCCUGCACAAGCAUCUUAGAAAUGGAUGGAAUAUGGUCCCAUUCACUUCUGCAAAGUAAGUUUCCAGCAGAUUGUGUCCAGUGUUCUAUUUAUAAAGCAUUGUCCUAAACCAUCAUUGGUUGGCAGAAGUUUCUUCUCAAAAUAUGAAAGUUGUUGUAAAGGGAAAAGUUUUACAUUCUUGUAUUUAAUAAACUUCUUUUAAAGGUGCAGGUAAAAGGCACCAUCGAGAGUAUUUAUAGCGGAAGCUGUAAAAUAUAUUCUCGACUGUUUGGCUUCAGCUAGUGCAUUUUCAUUCGGAACCAAAACAGCUGAAUUCCAAAGGAUUUUUUUUUAAAAAAAAAUCAGGAUCUGAAAGUAUUUGCAAAGGUAGUUGGAUUAAUAUCUUAAAGCAGGAAAAGGUAUUAAUGUUUGCAAUGAUUUCACCCCUCAAUUUUAUAUCUGGUGCUCCAGGAGAUUCGUGUUCAGAUUAUGCUAUAUAGAUUUCCUUAAAGGGAAUAGCCAUAUGAAUUUUUCUGUAUGCGUGUGCUGUAUGUUUAAAAACAAAUAUAUAAACUGUCAUUUUAAAUUAUGAGGGGAACCUUGCAGUAUGUUGACAAUUUAAGCUGGCAAUAUUUUGUUUUUGAGAAGGAAGUUCUCAUGGUGAUUUGAGCAUCCAAUCCAGAUGAAUGAACAGAUUCUCAGUUUGCUCAUUGGAAUACAUCAUCUAUCAUUCUUAAACAUUCCAUCUCUUUGCGGAACUCAGCAUGAACAUAUAUGUUCAUGCACUUGUGUAUUUAUGUGUGUGUGUGUGUGUGUGUGUGGGAGAGAGAGAGAGAGAGAGAGAGAGAGAGAUGCUUAUAUAUUGUACAUAGUGUUCAUGGUUUUUUUAAAAAAGAAAAAGUCUUUUGAAGGUACUUUUGCACUGUGACAUAUGAAACUGUAGAGAUCAACUUUUUUACUUGUAAAAAAAUGAAACAUGCACAACACAUUUUGGCCUCAGUUUACAGGUUGUUAGGCACAGUAUCAAGCUAUGUACAUCGUGCUGUGCAUUAGGAUCUCCCACAUAGAUACCAAUAUAACACAUGGCUAGAUG